UUGUUCAGAUGGGGCUCCAGCGACUGUUCGGAGUUGUUGUGGAGAUUAGCAAGAGUGUUAUGUGAAAAGGCCAAACUCAGCAAGAACAAGGAGGACAGGGAGAGGCUGAUGUAUGAAGCUUUUGCUGUUGUGCAGAAGGCUCUCGAUAAAGAACCCAAAGAUGGGUGUUUUGGCGCUCAUAAAUGGUACGCUAUUCUUCUCGACUAUAUUGGAGAGAUCGAGGGGACAAAGUCACGCCUCCAGAAGUCCUACGAGGUAAAGGAACAUCUGGAACGUGCACUUCAAAUAUGUUCUAGCGAUGCAACGACAUGGCACAUCCUUGGCAUUUGGCACUUGUCAUUCGCAGACAUGGGCUAUGCGACACGUCUUGCAGCAAACGCUUUCUUUGCGACGCCACCUUCAUCAACUUACGAGCAGGCGUUGCAACACUUUCUCAAAGCAGAAGAGAUAUCCCCUCGUUUCUAUAGUACUAACACGUACUACAUUGGAGAAGUAUACGAGAAGAUGGGCAACAAAGAUGAAGCCAUAAAGUACUACAAGGAGGCAUUCAAGAUGCCUGUUGUAUCGGCUGACGACCGCUCAGUACAUCAGAAGGCAAGAGCUGUUACGCAUUGUUGA
Haemonchus placei is the source of this 618-nucleotide messenger RNA. Lineage: Eukaryota; Metazoa; Nematoda; Chromadorea; Rhabditida; Trichostrongylidae. The record is from the annotation of a GenBank genome assembly.